UGAGCCAGGUGACCGGAGAGGCAGGAAACUCCAGGUCUGGUUAAUGAUUCUCCGGUUCCGGGAGCGGCAGCCCCAAGCGCCCAGGAGCACAGGCUGGUCCCGCCUUUGGGAGGGACCUGGUCUCGCCUUUGGGGUCUCCCUGGUCACCCCAGGGAGGUGCGCUAGGCUGGGCACGGCCAAGCAGGACUGAGGCUGAGGGCUGGCACCUGGAGCCAGUUCUGGGUGGGGCGGCCACCGCCCAGCGGGCCUGACCCUGGCCCUCACCCCCAGGACAGGGAUGCCCUCAGGACCGGCGGCCAUGGAGCUAAAGGUGUGGGUCGACGGCAUCCAGCGCGUGGUCUGCGGGGUCUCGGAGCAGACCACCUGCCAGGAAGUGGUCAUCGCACUAGCCCAAGCUAUUGGCCAGACAGGCCGCUUUGUGCUGGUGCAGCGUCUCAGGGAGAAGGAACGGCAAUUGCUGCCCCAGGAGUGUCCAGUGGGUGCCCAGGCCACCUGUGGGCAGUUCGCCAGUGAUGUCCAGUUUGUCCUGAGGAGGACUGGGCCCAGCCUAGCUGGGCGGCCCUCCUCCGACAGCUGCCCACCCCCUGAACGUUGCCCAAUCCGCGCCAGCCUCCCUCCGAAGCCUCGACCAGCGCUGGGCCGGGAACCUCGCAAAACACUGACCUUCAGCCUGGGGGGUCCCAGGCUGGCACCCAGCCUGGCGCCCCCGGAGCCUGGGGUCGCCGCAGUCCCGGCACCUGGCAGCUGCACGGACCUGCAGGGCCUGGAGCGGAGGGUGCAGAGCAACGCGGCGGAGCUGGGCCAGGAGGCCUUCUGGGAGCAGGAGCUGCGGCGGGAGCAGGCGCGGGAGCGGGAGGGGCAGGCGCGCCUGCAGGCCCUGAGCGCUGCCACCGCGGAGCAUGCCACCCGCCUGCAGGCCCUGGACGCCCAGGCCCGCGCCCUGGAGGCCGCGCUCCACCUGGCCACAGAGGCCCCGGGGCCCACCUCGCCCGGCACCUCAGCCGCAGAGCGGCUGCGGCAGGACCUGGCGGCCCAGGAGCGGCAGAGUGCAGAGGUGCAGGGCAGCCUGGCCUUGGUGAGCCGGGCGCUGGAGGCCGCAGAGCGUGCCCUGCAGAAUCUUCUGCUUCCAGCCAGAGAAGAGCCCCCCGCCGGAGCCCCACAGAGCCCUGCCCUCGUGUCCGCUCUGAACCCAGAGGCGGCCCCCGUGAGGCAGGACGGCUGGAGGUAGCGUUGCCUGUCCGGCGUGGACGUCCACUACAGCCUGCCCGAGCUCUCGAGAUGCCGGGGAGGGUGGCCGAAGUCAGCCCGGCCCAGAAGGCAGGAGUCGCGGCCGGCGGGAGGCCCGGGCCUGGGGCUGAGACUCUGCCUCUGAGCCCGCGCUUCAGCCUGGGGCUGGGGGAGGCUCCCCAGGCCUUGUCGAGUCUGCGUGGCCCCCAAGAAGCGCAGUCAGCUUGGAACCAGCCAGCCCUGUGGGCCACAGCUCCCUGCUGGGCACAGGAGAUGGGGGUGCGUGUGCACACCACGGCCCCCCACCCCGGUAACGAGACCUCAAUAAACUGCC
Messenger RNA from Condylura cristata (star-nosed mole), 1561 nucleotides. RefSeq names its product Ras association (RalGDS/AF-6) domain family (N-terminal) member 7 (gene RASSF7). The record is from RefSeq and is a predicted model, not a curated record. Gene Ontology annotation, biological process: signal transduction. NCBI's taxonomy places the organism in Eukaryota, Metazoa, Chordata, Mammalia, Eulipotyphla, Talpidae. The transcript is spliced from 4 exons. Bases 278 to 1228 code for a protein of 316 amino acids.